Molecule: messenger RNA, 2428 nt
Organism: Peromyscus leucopus (white-footed mouse)
Lineage: Eukaryota; Metazoa; Chordata; Mammalia; Rodentia; Cricetidae
Gene: Dpagt1
Product: dolichyl-phosphate N-acetylglucosaminephosphotransferase 1
Exons: 9
Coding region: 457-1683 (408 amino acids)
Biological process (GO): dolichol-linked oligosaccharide biosynthetic process; protein N-linked glycosylation
Cellular component (GO): membrane
Molecular function (GO): UDP-N-acetylglucosamine-dolichyl-phosphate N-acetylglucosaminephosphotransferase activity
Source: RefSeq, a predicted model, not a curated record
CGUUCAUGUUGGAACUGGGCAAAGCGUAUUUCCGCUUUGAGCUGUACAAUAUGAUGUUCCGAGAGUAUCCACUUAUCUUUUCUUCUGUUGAGUUUCCAAAACUCUAAUGAUGCCACUCCUCUCAAUCAAAAGUUUAGUUUAAAGUAACACCACUCGUCCAGCUCUAGUGCCCGUUUUAAAAAUGGUGCCUCGGUCUUCAGCAGCGAUAGUUCUUUUGCAAUUAAGAUCCGGGCGGAAACAAAGGGUAGGUGCAGCGAGGCAGAGCCGAGGUUGCUUCAUAGAGCCUCUUGCAGGUCAGGAGGGAGGGUCAGGUCAUAGUUGGGUUUUGUUCCUGCUGGCGCGGGAAUACUCUGCGUGUAAGGGAGCGGCACUGCCGACUGCCGAGGCCUCUGGGAUUGUGCCGGGUUUGCCAGUUAGCUGAGUAGGCGGCGGAGCGGCGGCCCCUGGCGGGUCACCAUGUGGGCCUUCCCGGAGCUGCCGCUGCCGCUGCUGGUGAAUUUCAUCGGCUCGUUGCUGGGAUUUGUGGCUACGGUCACCCUCAUCCCUGCCUUUCGUAGCCACUUUAUCGCCGCGCGCCUCUGUGGCCAGGACCUCAACAAGCUCAGCCGGCAGCAGAUCCCAGAGUCCCAGGGAGUGAUCAGCGGUGCUGUUUUCCUUAUCAUCCUCUUCUGCUUCAUCCCUUUCCCCUUCCUGAACUGCUUUGUGGAGCAGCAGUGUAAGGCCUUCCCCCACCAUGAAUUUGUGGCCCUGAUCGGCGCCCUGCUUGCCAUCUGCUGCAUGAUCUUCCUGGGCUUCGCCGAUGAUGUCCUCAAUCUGCGCUGGCGCCAUAAGCUGCUGCUGCCCACAGCCGCCUCACUACCUCUCCUCAUGGUCUACUUCACUAACUUCGGCAAUACAACCAUCGUGGUGCCCAAGCCCUUCCGCUGGAUUCUUGGCCUGCACCUGGACUUGGGGAUCCUGUACUAUGUCUACAUGGGACUGCUUGCGGUGUUCUGUACCAAUGCCAUCAACAUCCUAGCAGGAAUCAAUGGCCUAGAGGCUGGUCAGUCUCUAGUCAUCUCCGCUUCCAUCAUUGUGUUCAACCUAGUGGAGCUGGGAGGUGAUUAUCGGGAUGAUCAUGUCUUUUCCCUCUACUUCAUGAUACCAUUUUUUUUUACCACCUUGGGAUUGCUGUACCAUAACUGGUACCCGUCACAGGUGUUUGUGGGAGAUACCUUCUGUUAUUUUGCCGGCAUGACCUUUGCCGUGGUGGGAAUCUUGGGACACUUCAGCAAGACCAUGCUCCUCUUCUUUAUGCCACAAGUGUUCAAUUUCCUCUACUCACUGCCUCAGCUCUUUCACAUCAUCCCCUGCCCGCGGCACCGUAUACCCAGACUCAAUACGAAGACAGGCAAACUGGAGAUGAGCUAUUCCAAGUUCAAGACCAAGAGCCUCUCUUUCUUGGGCACCUUUAUUUUAAAGGUGGCAGAGAGCCUCCGGCUAGUGACAGUCCACCGAGGUGAGAGUGAGGACGGUGCCUUCACUGAAUGUAACAACAUGACCCUCAUCAACCUGCUGCUUAAAGUCUUUGGGCCCAUACACGAGAGAAACCUCACACUGCUCUUGCUGCUAUUGCAGAUCCUGAGCAGUGCCGUGACCUUCUCCAUCCGUUACCAGCUUGUCCGACUCUUCUACGAUGUCUGAGUUCCCUGAAGAUUGUCCUUCCCCACACAGUCUCCACUGGACCUCACCCAGGACCGGCCUCUGUUUGGUCCAAGACUGCCUUCCGGUCCAGGCUCUGACUGUCCAUUUUUCACUUUUGUUUUGAGCUGCUCCUAUCACCUGUGGAUAUUGACCUGGACCUUAUUGGAUUUAAAGUCCAUUGGUUGGACUUUGCCUAUGGCAUUCUUUAGCUUUCUGUCCUUGCUGCAGCCUCGUAAGGGGAGAUGUAGCAGCUUUUAUGCAAAUAUUCACAGCUCAACUUUCAGAGCCCUGAUUCUACAGGAAUUUGCUGGACCCUGAGAGAGAGCCUGAGCUAGGGCUUAGAGUUAGGGCCCUAUACUCCGAGGUAACCUCACAUCUGACUUUAAAAUUAAGUGUUCUGAUUAGGAAGGGCAGAGGCAGGGCCAUGUGCUCAAAAUGGUGACAAUAAAGGACUGUCUUUUACUUGCUCCUGUAGGUAUAUCCACUCCUCUCCCAUUUUUCCCUAACCUUUGAGGUGCUUGAGGAUUGAACUCAGGGCUUCCUUGUAUGUAAGUGCUCUACCACUGAACUAUAUGCCCAGCCUGAUAUAUUUAUUUUUCGUAUGGGCAUUUUAGGAUUGAUUGGAAGGAUUGGGGUGGGUACCUUUUCCAAUAGGAUGCCUACCUCUGCCCCAUCAGACCCUUUCCUGCAAGAAGUGACAGAACUGAACCAGACAGAACAUGUUGAAUAAAUAUUAAAAUACUAA